Echinostoma caproni is the source of this 516-nucleotide messenger RNA. Lineage: Eukaryota; Metazoa; Platyhelminthes; Trematoda; Plagiorchiida; Echinostomatidae. The record is from the annotation of a GenBank genome assembly.
CCCGGCUCGACGGUGGAGCAACAGCAACAGUGCCCGGGCAAUGCAAUCGAUGCGGAUUGCUGGGCACCAUCGUUGUGGAUUAAAGCGGUCACACAUGAUGCUUCACGCUUGAAUGCUGACUGGUUAGGUCAAGCUUCCUCAUCUCGUGCCGCAUGUCUCUAUCUGCUGGUAUGCCGGACCUCUGCACGAUCGUUUCUACGCAUUCUAAUCACGGUGGCCGGUGAACGUGAAUGGUAUCGGGGCUUGUAUCUCCUCUCCCAAGUAGUCAUUGUUCCUGACCUGGUGUUUGCCGAUUCGCCUAGUGCCUUGGCGAACAAAAAGACGAAACCAGGCCAGACAGUAAAAAAUCGACAAAAAACCCAGUUGAUUAUGGACGUGGGGAACGCAUUCGGUGCGUUGACGAUGACCGCCAACGAAGCAUUUUUGCGAUCUCUACGGAAUAAGGGUUUGAAACACGCGGCCCUGCUGGGUCCGGUUCGAGCGCUCACAGAGACAGCUGCUCGGGAUGACGAGUGA